Cavia porcellus (domestic guinea pig) is the source of this 840-nucleotide messenger RNA. It is a transcript of the gene Sco2, whose product is annotated as protein SCO2 homolog, mitochondrial. The transcript has a single exon. Gene Ontology annotation, biological process: intracellular copper ion homeostasis; mitochondrial respiratory chain complex IV assembly. The record is from RefSeq and is a predicted model, not a curated record. Gene Ontology annotation, molecular function: copper chaperone activity; copper ion binding. Gene Ontology annotation, cellular component: mitochondrial inner membrane. The coding region runs from base 1 to 792 and encodes 263 amino acids. Lineage: Eukaryota; Metazoa; Chordata; Mammalia; Rodentia; Caviidae.
AUGUUGCUGUUGGCUCAAGGGUCCAAGGCUUGGCUCAGGCUCUCUCUGCUCAAGACCCCGAUCUUCCCUAGGACUCUGGGAAGUAAAACCCUGAGUAAGAGGGCACAGCAUUCGUCAGGACAGGGCUCUGAAGAGACUGGCCUGCCUCAGGGCCCUAAACUACGAACCAGGCUCCUGAUCACUGCUCUGUUUGGGGCAGGGCUGGGUGGGGCCUGGCUGGUCGUCAGGGCUGAGAAGGAGCAGCGACGGCAGCAAUGUCGCACAGAGGCUUUGCGACAGGCCGCUGUGGGUCAGGGUGACUUUAGCUUGCUGGAUCACCAUGGCCAUACCCGCUGCAAGGCUGACUUCCGGGGUCAGUGGGUGCUAAUGUACUUUGGCUUCACACACUGCCCUGAUAUCUGCCCUGAUGAGCUGGAGAAGCUGGUUCAGGUGGUACAGCAUUUAGAAGCUCAGCCUGGCUUGCACCCUGUGCAGCCCAUCUUUGUCACUGUGGAUCCUGCACGGGAUAACGUUGCAGCCAUGGCCCGAUAUGUGCAGGACUUCCACCCGAGGCUGCUGGGCCUGACGGGUUCUGCUGAACAGGUGGCCCAGGCCAGCCGUAGCUACCGUGUGUACUACAGUGCUGGCCCCAAGGAUGAGGACCAGGACUACAUUGUGGACCACUCCAUUGCCAUCUACUUGCUCAAUCCUGAUGGCCUCUUCACUGACUACUAUGGUCGGGGAAGGUCAGCAGAGCAGAUUGCAGACAGCGUGCGGCAGCACAUGGCUGCCUUCCAGAGUGUCCUGUCUUGAAACCACUGCAGCCUGCGCUGUCAUUAAACAAGGAGCAUUUGUACUGAA